Messenger RNA from Paramisgurnus dabryanus, 1417 nucleotides. RefSeq names its product cell surface glycoprotein CD200 receptor 2-like. Gene Ontology annotation, molecular function: signaling receptor activity. NCBI's taxonomy places the organism in Eukaryota, Metazoa, Chordata, Actinopteri, Cypriniformes, Cobitidae. The record is from RefSeq and is a predicted model, not a curated record. Gene Ontology annotation, biological process: regulation of neuroinflammatory response.
ACGGAAAGACUGACAGAUAGAGAUAGAAAUACAAUAAAACAUAGCUUCACAUAUCAAACUAAUAUAAAUCUAAAAUGUAAAGUCAGAAUGUGUAACAUUUUAAAAGAAGACAACCAGAAUAGUUGGUUAUCAUAAAUUAAGAUAUAUUGACUCUAUGUGCAUGAAAGUUUAUAUCUGGACUAAAAAAAAUACAUUUAAAGGAAGAAGAGACUUGUGAAUAACAGUUUGACUGGAGAUUUGGAGCAAUGAUGAACAAAAUGACAUUGACAUCAAUCGUCUUCCUGAGCAUGUUUGUGGCAAGAACUCAUACAAGAGGUGAAGAUCAAACUAUCUUUGUGGGCCCUAAUCUAAUACAACAGAGCCCAGCUUCUGUGCCUGACAAAGUGGGGAAUAUAAUUACAGUUUUCGAAGCUGAAACUUUUAUGGAGGGAAGCAAUGUCACUUUAAAAUGUGGCAGUACUAAGAUCAAAUGGAAUGAACUCCUUUACACUGUCUGGAAUAUUAGCUUGCAAAGCAGAAAAUGUUGGAUUGGCUCUGAAUUUCUGAAUAAAACUAUCCAAAACUACUGUAAUGAUGGAAAGACGCUGCUCAACUCUUCAGAUGAAUUUUCUUUACUCAUUCCAACGAUUUCAAAGAAAGAUGAAGGAUCUUACUUAUGUGACGUAUCAUAUAAAGGUGGCAGCUUUAGAAAAAAAAUAAAUAUCAGUGUUAGUGACUUUACCAGUUGGCUGGAGUUUAACAAUGGUCAGAGAGUUGCCAUCUGUCAAGCCAAAUAUGAAGAAUCUGAACCCACCCUUCAAUGGGAACCUGCCUUGAACUUUUCAUCCAAUAUCAGUUAUGUCAAGAUCAGCAAUAUGUCUGUUAUAGAGAGUCGAGUGUACUUGCCUAAUGCCAUCAGUGACUUUAAGUGUGUUGCCAUCUACCCUCAUAAGUCAGGGCAACAGAAUACAACUUAUGAUCUUACAAAUUCAGACACCAUUGCGGUUGCAUCAAUUAGUUUUAUUUUUGUAUCUCUGACUGUGGUUUUCAUACAAUGCAGAAAGCUUAACAGCUUAGCCCAGCUCCCUGAUGUGGAAGAAGUAGAAACCUAUGUAACUUACUGUAUAUACAGCGAAUCAACUCCAUCUAUAACUCAUCAGUUGAAAUCUUCAAUGCCUGGGGAAGAGGAAAACGUCUCAGUUGUGUAUGUAACCAUGGUUCACUGAGAAAGAAAUGAGACGCAGCGUCUUGACAUGACAAAAUGGGAACACACCAGCAGCGUGCACUCAUGUGAAAUAUUUGUACAACAGUUCCAAGUUCUUAUGGAGAGGCAGAAUAAUCUCUAAAACUUUGUAAACGUGGUUUAGGGCCACCCUGCCACAUUGCAUACAGUUAGCAUAGAUACCCCAGACAAUAGAACCUGAGAUUAAGCCAUACU